Molecule: messenger RNA, 837 nt
Organism: Hermetia illucens (black soldier fly)
Lineage: Eukaryota; Metazoa; Arthropoda; Insecta; Diptera; Stratiomyidae
Exons: 5
Coding region: 34-657 (207 amino acids)
Source: RefSeq, a predicted model, not a curated record
AUUAGAUCAAUGUGAGUGAGGGUAGUGAAUAUUAUGAAUCGGUUGAAAGGAAUAGUCAUACUAAUUUGUGCCAUAUCAGAAGCAAGAACUGAAUACGUUGAAAGCGUCAAAUUCAACACAGGACUUUUGUUCCCUGAUACAACCACCGUCGGGAUACUCGUAGCGCCUGUUGUACCUCUAGACCUAGACCAGCAAAGCGUUUUUCUUUCAUUUGGAUUCGAAGAAUAUUACCUACUUCCUUAUGAAAACUACCAUUGGUUUCCUCCGGAAUCAGAAAGAAGUGACGAUAAUAAAACCAAACGUUCAAAGCCUCAAAUAUGGAACCAACACUUUGCAAAUGCUAUAUACGCAUCGCUAUUAACUCGAAAACGACUUUAUAAUAUAAUAGAAAAGAAACUUAAUAUAUUUGGAAUUGAUGGCAAAGCUUGUUUGCUACGUACUAUAUGCGAAAUGAAUGCUACUCCCAUGGGAGAAAAUAAUGGAGUGUUUGGAGAUAUGCUGCAAAUUAUUUUAGUGCCUACAACAUCGAAUAACGAUGAGUUGGGAGAUGAAUACUACAAAGCUGAAUUCGACGGCCACUCACAAAACUGUGAUUCUUACUGCGAAGAUUGUCCAAUUAAUUUAUUAGACAUAUUUUCAAAAGAAUUUUAUUUGUAAAUAAUUUUAAGAUUCAAAUGAUAUUUUUAGAAGAUUCACAGAUUAAGUCCAUAUAAAAUUUUUGUAUUCUACAUUUUAUAAAUGAAUUUCUUUGCAACACAUGAUUUAAUAAUGAUUUUUCAAAAACUCAAUAAUCACCAGUGCCAUCUAACAAUUCAAAUCGUUGAAAAUAUAUAAAAA